UCCAGAGCAACACCGUAUACAAGUGCCGUUUUAUGACUACCAAGAACAUCAUAUUUUUCGGUGUUGAGCGAUGCUUUAAAAAAACGGCGUAUUUUACGUCGUUUUAGCCACAUAAAACGGCGCUUUUAUUGCCGUUUUUUUACAUCACAAAACGUUUUAUUACAAACGCGCCAAUAGAGUGGCGAAUUAUGGCACCUUUGGCUUGCCAUACCAACAUUAGCUGAAGAUGGAUCCCAUUUUCAGACCACCACUUCACAGGCAAAGACAUCAAUUUGUCAUCGAUUUUGUAAUGAGGAACAAACCUAAAAAGGUGAUCGAUUUGGGCUGCGGGGAGUGCAGUCUCCUCAAAAAGCUCAGAUUCCAUCGUGAAAUUGAACUUCUGGUUGGAGUGGACAUCAACGGCGCCAAAAUUAAGAAAAAGAUGCAUGUAUUAGCUCCUAUAUCCACAGACUAUCUUCAGCCUAGUAAUCGUCAGCUGCGCAUAGAGAUGUACCAAGGGUCGGUCACACAAAGAGAUGCUCGCCUCAGAGGAUUUGAUCUGGUUACGGGUAUAGAACUCAUAGAACACCUCACCCUUGCUGAUGUGGAGCUCUUCUCUGCAGUGGUUUUUGGUUACAUGGCCCCAGCCACUGUUAUUGUCAGCACCCCAAACUCUGAGUUCAACCCCCUUCUACCUGGACUGUCAGGUUUCAGGCACAAUGACCAUAAGUUUGAGUGGAGCAGAGCAGAGUUCAGAGCCUGGGCUAUGAAGGUGUGUUUGGAACAUGGUUAUGAGGUGGAGUUUACUGGUGUUGGACAAGCACCACAGAGUCAGCAGGACAGUGUUGGUUUCUGUUCCCAGAUUGGUGUGUUUCACCAUCUUGGGGGCAGAGAACACUGCAACAUGCUAUGUGGCAGUGAUACAGAUGAUGUGUCUUCAUACACACUGCUAUUCUGUAUUACCUAUCCAAGCCUGCAGGACAACACCACCUUGCAGAGAGUACUGGUUAAUGAAGUGCUGUACUCGUCAGAACAGUUAAAGAAUAAAUGGAUGGAGAAGACUAGCCAGAGAAGUGCAGAAGAUGUGACUAGUCCAGUGGAGCAGUGUUUGGGAGUUGUGUCUGAUAGCGCGGUACAGGAGUGUUAUGAAGUGUUUUGGAUGAGCGGGCAAAAACAAAAGGAGCCUUGUGCAUUAAACAGAUUUGUCUGUGUGCCCUUGGCUGUGCUGUGGUCCUGCUGUCCCAAAAUCAGAGAUCUGAGUGGAAGUGUUGGUCAUCUGAGACAUUUGCUGAUGGACGAGCCUAAAGUCAAACUGAGUCAGGAUUGCUCUGCUGUACUUGUAAAAUAUCAGGAACAAGAUCAGGAAGAUGAAGUUAACAGUGAUUUGGAGGACAGUUGCUAUCCAGAGGAUAGCCAGUGCUCCCACAGUGCUGAGCAGGAGGAAGACUGGGAAACAGAUGUUUGAUCUGGAGGAUGCAGCUUUGUUGGACACAAGAAGUUCCUGGGACUGAGUUUAAGAUUGUUGCCUGGUCAGCGUUGAUUUAGGUCAGCUAAAAGAAAAGUUGUU
Messenger RNA from Melanotaenia boesemani (Boeseman's rainbowfish), 1546 nucleotides. RefSeq names its product HEN methyltransferase 1 (gene henmt1). Gene Ontology annotation, cellular component: cytoplasm; nucleus. The transcript has 10 exons. The record is from RefSeq and is a predicted model, not a curated record. Gene Ontology annotation, molecular function: RNA methyltransferase activity; O-methyltransferase activity. Gene Ontology annotation, biological process: piRNA processing; siRNA processing; RNA methylation. The coding region runs from base 227 to 1444 and encodes 405 amino acids. Lineage: Eukaryota; Metazoa; Chordata; Actinopteri; Atheriniformes; Melanotaeniidae.